Messenger RNA from Amorphotheca resinae ATCC 22711, 837 nucleotides. RefSeq lists its product as hypothetical. Gene Ontology annotation, molecular function: acetate transmembrane transporter activity. NCBI's taxonomy places the organism in Eukaryota, Fungi, Ascomycota, Leotiomycetes, Helotiales, Amorphothecaceae. The record is from RefSeq and is a predicted model, not a curated record. Gene Ontology annotation, cellular component: plasma membrane. The transcript has 5 exons. The coding region runs from base 1 to 837 and encodes 278 amino acids.
AUGUCCCGAGGAUCAGAGAAGUUUGACCCCGCGGCAGGUCACAAUGGAAACCCAACGCUGAGCAAAGAACAUACCCAUGGAUCUAUCGUACUUACUCCAGAGAUGUUCGAGAAGCUAUACCUCUCGCCAAAGAGCAGUGUGAAGGGGGACUUGAGGUCGAUCUUGGCAAAUCCAACCCCAGUGGGUCUAUUGGGAUUGGCUUUGGCUCUGACUCCAUUGGCCUGCAACUUGAUGGGUUGGAGAGGAGCUGGUGGAACUGGUGCUGCCUCAAUUGGAUCAUACUUCUUCUUGGGCGGGUUCCUGAUGAUGCUUGGCGGACUCUUAGAGUUCCUUCUCGGAAACACUUACUCCUUCGUCAACUUUUGCGGAUAUGGGGGUUGGUGGUGGACAUUCGGUGCAACACUGCAGCCUUUCUUCGGGGCAUAUGCCGCAUACUCUCCUGAUCCCAGUACGCCAAGAUUGGGUUUGGAGAAUCCUGAGUUCAACGCAAGCUUUGGUUUUACGCUUCUGUUCAUGGGAGUGUUCUCUUUCUCCUGCACCCUGUGCUCCCUGACGACAAACCUGGCAUUAUUCGGAAUUGAGCUGUUCCUUACCCUUACCUUUACGCUGCUCGCUAGCUCAUUCUUUGCCUCCGCUGAAGCGAGUCCUGUUGCUCACAAUUUGCAAGUUGCUGGUGGCGCUUGUGCUUUUGUAGCUGCCAUGUGUGGAUGGUACCUCUUUUUUGCCUUGAUGUUAGCUUCUGUGAACUUUCCCAUACAACUUCCAGUCGGGGAUCUGAGCCAUAUUUUUAGAUUUUUUAGAAAGAACGAGGUUGUGGAAGGAGAAAGCCCUGUUUGA